AAGGAUUUCAUCACCAGAAUAACAAUAAUUCCAUCGAACAACAACCAGAGAAUCCCCUCUCAUUUUCUACUCCCGUGGGCGGUUUUCGGAUUUCGAUCACUGACCCAACUUUAAGGCCUCAAUCUUUAAAACUUGUUCUUUUCUUAGUUCUUAUCCUCAUUGUUCGUAUUGCUUUCUUGCAGUCAGGACUUGGGGUUUUGACGAAGAAUGUUUAAUGGGUUCCAUAGAUCAUCCGCAGAUCUUGUAAUCGCUUGAUCUAGACGACGAUAACUGAGGUGGAUGGAUGUUGGCUUCUGUUGAUCGAUAACCAAAGCCUGUGAGGUGAUUGGAUCUUCACCUGGUUACCAUAAGUGGUUAGGUUGGUUUCGUGUUUGCUGCUUCUGCAAUGUCAGUAUCUUUUGUGAUUUGUUAUCUGUUUUAAACAAAUCAAUCAACACCUAUCGGGCUUUACCUUAAGGUAACUUGAACCACUACUCCCUACUUUCCCAGUGAUGAUCAAACAGAUACUGAACAGGCUCCCCCGGAAGCCCUCCAAGUCAGCUGAAAACCGUGAUGGAGGAACCUCUACUUUUCCUCCAAAUUCUUCUUCUAAUUCAAGAAGCAGUGACUUAUCUGGUGCACGUUCAGGGAGUUCUAAUGCUAUGUCUCUAUCGGGGACUAAUUCCAUUUCUGCGACUGGGGCAAACCACGGAAAUAAACUUCUCCAUGGUUCAAGUGCCAAAGAGAACGGGGCCUUGGCAGUUUUCCACUACGAAGCAUUGCCUAAUUUUAGAGAUGUUCCCACUUCCGAGAAGCAGAGUUUGUUCAUAAAGAAGCUCAACAUGUGCUGCGUACUUUUUGAUUUCACAGACCCCACAAAAAACAUGAAAGAGAAAGAUAUAAAGCGGCAGACUUUGAUGGAGCUUGUUGACUAUGUUGCCUCAGUGAAUGUGAAGUUCAAUGAAACUGCCAUGCAAGAGAUCGUAAAAAUGGUUUCCACAAAUCUGUUCAGAUCACUUACCCCUCAGCCUCGUGAAAACAAGAUUUUGGAAGCUUUUGACUUGGAAGAGGAGGAACCGACGAUGGACCCUUCGUGGCCACACCUGCAGAUCGUGUAUGAAUUCCUUCUCAGGUUUGUGGCCUCACCCGAGACGGAUGCCAAACUGGCAAAGCGGUAUAUUGAUCAUUCCUUUAUCAUCAGACUGCUAGAUCUAUUUGAUUCAGAAGACCCUAGGGAAAGGGAGUACCUUAAAACAGUCCUCCACAGGAUUUAUGGAAAGUUCAUGGUGCACAGGCCAUUCAUUAGGAAGGCAAUCAAUAAUAUAUUCUAUCGGUUCAUUUUUGAAACAGAGAAACACAAUGGGAUUGCAGAGCUGCUGGAAAUCUUGGGCAGUAUAAUUAAUGGGUUCGCCUUACCACUGAAGGAAGAGCAUAAGCUUUUCCUUGUCCGUGCCCUCAUCCCGCUUCACAAACCAAAGUGCAUCCAAAUGUACCACCAACAGCUGUCUUACUGCAUCACACAGUUUGUGGAAAAGGAUUGCAAGCUUGCUGACACUGUUAUUAGGGGUUUAUUGAAGUAUUGGCCUGUCACAAACAGCUCUAAGGAGGUUAUGUUCUUGGGUGAGCUGGAGGAGGUCUUAGAAGCUACACAACCUCCAGAGUUCCAACGCUGUAUGGUACCUUUGUUCCGCCAAAUUGGCCGGUGCUUGAGUAGCUCACAUUUUCAGGUGGCCGAGAGAGCCUUGUUUCUAUGGAACAAUGAUCACAUUGAGGGCCUAAUAAAACAGAACCGAAAAGUUGUACUGCCAAUAAUCUUCCCUGCUCUGGAGAGAAAUUCCAGAACCCACUGGAACCAAGCAGUCCAGAGUUUGACCCUUAAUGUCCGCAAACUCUUCUCGGACAUAGACCCUGAGCUUUUCGAGGAAUGCUCGCAGAAAUUCCAGGAAGAUGAAUCCCGUGAACAUGAAGUCAUGGUGAAACGGGAAGCAACCUGGAAGCGGCUUGAAGAUCUUGGCGGCAUUAAAGCCGCAAGCAAUGAAGCGGUACUUGUCUCUCCAAGGGCGGCAGCGGCGGCCAGUCGUGGCGCGACAUCUGGUUAAACUCUGGCCAGGACCCACAUCUUGUUUGUUUGUAUCACUGACUGAGGAGUUGAAUCAUCAUAACAAACACUGAGGGAGUGAGAAAGAUGGAUCUCUACACUCAUAAAUGCAUUGAAAUUUCUCCAGUUUCACGGGCGACGCUGCAUUGAUGGGGGGCUGUACAUAUGGGAAUUGGGGUUAAAGAAGUGUCUCCAUAUUUUAUAACUUGAGUCAAUUUGGAUGAUAUUAAAAACCUGGCAUUCUCUCGGUUUGACUAGGAAUUAUAGGGUGGCUUCAUUUUGCAGGACCCCUAACUCCUCCCUAGAUGAUUUUGAAUUUUUAGUCUUUGUUAUCAUUAUUCUGUGUACUCCUCCCCUAUUCUGCACUUAUCAUAUAUCCUUAUUUGUACCAUUUUUUUAAUACAAUUCUAUAUAUGAGAAGUUUAAGAAAUGGUGGCUGCUUCGGCCUUCUGUAGGAUGUAGUUCAAGAAUCUAAUUCC
Molecule: messenger RNA, 2556 nt
Organism: Cuscuta europaea
Lineage: Eukaryota; Viridiplantae; Streptophyta; Magnoliopsida; Solanales; Convolvulaceae
Source: the annotation of a GenBank genome assembly